AUGGCUCAAGGUAAAAUGAAAGUUAAAACAAAAUUACCUGAUAAUGCUAAAGCAAAACAGGCAAAAAAUAAAAAAGGACCUGCUGUUCAACGUCGUGGAAAUGCUCCAAUUAAAGCCAAAAAAGCAAAAUUACUUGAAGCCCAUAAAUUAAAGCAGAUGAUUACUAAAACCGUCAACAAAGCAGCUGAAUCUGAAUUAAGAGAACGUGCUCUUGAUGGAAAAAUGUCAUUAGUGAAAAAAACUCCUGCUGUAAAAAAAUAA
Messenger RNA from Cotesia congregata, 261 nucleotides. The record is from the annotation of a GenBank genome assembly. NCBI's taxonomy places the organism in Eukaryota, Metazoa, Arthropoda, Insecta, Hymenoptera, Braconidae.